Messenger RNA from Sporothrix brasiliensis 5110, 3330 nucleotides. RefSeq lists its product as uncharacterized. The transcript has a single exon. The record is from RefSeq and is a predicted model, not a curated record. The coding region runs from base 1 to 3330 and encodes 1109 amino acids. NCBI's taxonomy places the organism in Eukaryota, Fungi, Ascomycota, Sordariomycetes, Ophiostomatales, Ophiostomataceae.
AUGGCUCCGACUCCAGCAGAGCGCAUCGAGCAGUUUGGCAAAUGCUACACCAUCGACGACGUCGUCCGGUUGCGGGCCCGCGAUGAGGAACAGACGCCCAUCCUGGGUAUGCCACGUGGGAAGGACGAUCCCGCAGACUACGAGUACUUCACUGGCGCCGAGCUGGACCGCAUGGUGGACGAAGCCUGCCGCGCACUCGUGGGCAAGGGCCUCGUGGUCAACUCCAAAAAGACAAUCACACUCUACGCUGUGUCUGACCUGUCCUAUGUCGUCACCUUCUUCGCCCUCUUCCGCCUGGGAUGCAAGGUCCUGACCAUGUCGGCCCGUCUGGGUCCGCCGGCGUGUCUGCACCUGCUCAAGACCGCCGCGUCCGACAUUGUGCUGCACAGCUCCAAUGCCCGCAUUGAUUCCACGCUGGCCGAAGUUGUUGUCGAGCGGCCCGGCAUCCAGCUGCUGCCCAUGCUCACCCGCGACGAGUUUGACAAGCCCGACGCCCCGCCCCAGCCGCCAUUCGUGCGUGAGAUUGCCGACCCGGACGCCGAGCAUGUCGAGGUUUGCCUCAUGGCCCACUCCUCCGGGUCCACGGGCCUGCCGAAGCCGCUGCUGCUGUCUCACCGCAGCCUUCAGAACUCGCUCUUGUCGGGCACCGGUCUGCGCGCCUUCAAUGCGCUCCCAUGGUACCAUGUUCACGGCCUCAUCACCUCUCUGCAGGCCAUGUGGAUGCGCUGUCCCGCCCACCUGUUCAACCCGAUGCUCCCCCUCACGGCUGCCAACCUCGUCGCCGCCCUGCGUGUCAUCAAACCCGAGGUCUGCCACUGCGUGCCAUACGCCCUGAGCUUGAUAGCAGAGGACCAGGCCGGUGUCGACGUUCUCAAGCAGUGCCGCAUCGUCACGUCCGCCGGCGCCAAGACCCCCGACGAGCUGGGUGACCGUCUGAUUGCCUCUGGUGUCAACCUCGGCGUCAUCUAUGGCUUGACAGAGGUCGGCCACGUCGGCGACUCCAUCUACAACCGCAAGCCUGAGGAUGCCGACUCCUGGGCCUAUGUGAGACCCUACCCCAACCUGAAUGAGCACAUGACGUUCAAACACGUCGAGGGCACCACGUACGAGGCUGUCUUCUUCAAGUCGCACCCAGCCCUGCUCAUGUCCAACUCGGACGACCCGCCCGGCUCAUACUAUGCCAAGGACCUGUUCAAGCCGCAUCCGACCAUUCCCAAUGCCUGGAAAUACAUUGCUCGCCAGGACGACCGCCUGACGCUGAUUACCGGCGAGAAGAUCCUGCCUCUCGGCAUGGAGGGCGCCGUCCGUGAGCAUCCCCUCGUCAAAGAUGCACUCAUGUUUGGCAACGACCGCGCCGUGCCGGGAAUGCUCGUGUUCCGCGCCCAGGCGGCCGCCGCUCUGACCGAGGACGAGUUUAUUCGUGCCAUCUGGCCCUCCAUUGAGCAGGCGAACAGCAUUGCCGACGAGUUUGCGCGCAUCACGCGCGACAUGGUGGCGUCCAUUGCGUAUGGUGUGGAGUACCCCGUCACCGACAAGAGCAAUGUCAUCCGCGCCGGCGCUACCCGCCUCUUUGGGACACAGAUCGAGGCCAUCUACGCCCGGCUGGACGGCGGUGGUGAUGCUGGCGCUGCGAACGGUGCACGAAACGGCACCUACUUCAAGAAGCCCACGUCACUCGACGUGGCUGGUCUCGAGGCGUUCGUCAUGGACACCUUCCGGACGCAGACGGGGAUUGAGUUGCCCAGUGCCGACGCUGACUUCUUUGCCUCGGGCGUCGACAGUCUGCGCGCCAUCCAAGCCCGCCGUCUGUUCCAGGAGUCGCUGGAUUUUGGCAACUACCGCCUGCCGACCAACGUCGUGUACGAUGCGCGCACAGCUGCCAACCUGGCCGUCGUCUUUACUAACCUGCUGAUCCGGACGAACGAUGCCAGUGCAACAAUCGGAGAGAAUAAAACCAACGGCCUUGCAAAUGGAAAUGGCAUCCAUUCCGAGACCGAACAAACCCCCCUGGCUGUCAUGCAGAGUCUCAUCGACAAGUACUCGACCUUUGACACCGAGUCUCAGCACGCCGGCGGCGGGGAGUCCGUCCUGUUGACCGGCGCCACCGGCGCCCUUGGUGCUCAUAUCCUGCACCAGCUGCUCUACGACUCCAACGUCGAGCGCGUGACCUGUCUCGUCCGUGGCCCGCACGGCCUCAAGCGCGUCCACGCCUCGCUUCGGGAGCGUGGCCUGGACCUGGGCUCGUCGCGUGCCAUUGCCCGCAAGCUUGUUGUUCUCGAGGCCCCGAACCUCGGCGAGCCGCUGCUCGGCCUGGACGCCUUUGACUACAGCGGCCUCGUAGCCGACACCACCACCAUCAUCCACGCUGCCUGGCCCGUCCACUUUGGGCUGUCCGCCUCAAGCUUCGAGCCCCAUAUUGCCGGCCUUCGCAACCUGCUGCAGUUGUCCCUCCAGGUCCCGUCGCGCAAGCCCGCUCGCGUCCUCUUUGCCAGCAGCAUUUCGGCCGCCUUUAACAUCCCGCGCCCAGACAACGGUGACACGGCCGUGGUGGCCGAGGCUCCGCUAGCGUCUCUGAGCGAUGCAUCAGAGGGCUUGGGCUACGCCGCCUCCAAGCUGAUCGGUGAGCGCAUCUGCGAGGCCGCCGCUCGCGAGGGUGCCAAUGUCGCCGUUCUGCGCAUUGGCCAGAUUACGGGCGACACUGACCGUGGUAUCUGGAACGACCGCGAGGCCGUGCCGCUGCUGGUGCGCAGUGCCCUUGAGCUGAAAGCGCUGCCCCGUCUGGACGGCCAGCAGGGCCGUUGCGAGUGGAUUCCCGUGGACGUGGUAGCAGCCGCCUGCAUCGAGAUUGCAACCGCCAUGAAGGACGCGAGCGCCACCACGCCACGACGCAACAGCGCCGACGGUCCUAUGCGGUCGUCCGAUGUCCAGGCCACGUCUCAGGCUGCUACGGCCAAGGCCCGCUACUACAACAUCAACACGCCUCACGUUGUGUCGUGGAACGAAGAGGUCCUGCCCGCCUUCAAAGCAGCCGGCCUCGAUUUUGAGUCUGUGUCUCUGGACGAGUGGCUGGCUAAGCUGCGUGCCCGUGGCGACGAGCUUGGUUCUGGCUCGGAUUCGGAUGCCAUUGCCAAGCGCCUGCCCGCCCUCAAGCUGGCCGACUACUACGAGCGCAACUACGGCGGCACGCCCGAGUCGGCCAUCCUGCGUUUCAGCAUCACAAAGGCGCGCCGCGACAGCCCUUCCUUGGCGGCGUGUCCCGACAUGGUCGACUCACAGCUGGUGGGCAAGUACCUGAAGUCGUGGCUGGCGAAGUGGGAGGCUGAGAAGUAG